Neurospora tetraspora is the source of this 1592-nucleotide messenger RNA. Its product is annotated as Alpha/Beta hydrolase protein. The transcript has a single exon. Bases 261 to 1370 code for a protein of 369 amino acids. Gene Ontology annotation, molecular function: hydrolase activity. The record is from RefSeq and is a predicted model, not a curated record. NCBI's taxonomy places the organism in Eukaryota, Fungi, Ascomycota, Sordariomycetes, Sordariales, Sordariaceae.
UGAUUCGAGAACUCUCCGAAAAGGUUCGACAACUCAUACGUGGCACAUCGUCCUAAAGGUCCGUUCACAGCCAGCUUUCAUUUCGUGCUGCCGUUAAACAGAACGGAACACAUGUGUCCAUCGUAAUAUCAUCCUUUGAUAUCAGCAACGUAUCUAGCUAACUCCCACUCACUCACAGAACUUAAACUGGAACUCAGUUCUCACCAACAAUCUCAUCACCAAACUCAUCACCACCCAGUUCAUCAUCCCGUUCACUCAAAAUGUCGUCCACACCAGACUUCCCCCCCAAACUCACCCCCCACGACCCGCGCGUCCUCUCCAAAACCGCCACCAUCAACGGCAAGAAAUACCACUACCUAAUCUCCGCCCCUCCCCCUCCCACCGGCGGCGGCGACGCCGCCUCCCAACCUCGCGGAACCGUCCUCCUCAUCCACGGCUGGCCCGACCUCUCCUUCGCCUGGCGCUACCAAGUCCCCUUCCUCGUAUCACUCGGCCUGCGCGUCAUCGUCCCCGACCUUCCCGGCUUCGGCCGGUCCGACUCGCCGCAGGAACUGACCGCCUACUCGUACAAGUCCGUCACGCGCGACCUGCUCGAGCUGGUGGAGAGCGAAGUCCCCGGCGGGCGGCAGCAGAUCGAGAAGGAAGGCGGGAUCAUUGUAGGCGGACACGACUGGGGCGGCGCCGUGGCCUGGCGGUUUGCGCUCUGGUUUCCCGACCUGACACGGGCCGUGUUCUCGGUCUGCACGCCCUUCUGGGCGCCGAGGGCGGGCGAGUUCGUCCCGCUGAAGCAGAUGGUCGAGAAGGUGCUGCCGAAUUUCCGCUAUCAGCUGCAGCUUUCGGGCCCGGAGUUUGAGGCCCAGGUAAAGGGGGAGGAGAAGAUUAGGCAGUUUUUGAGCGGCGUGUAUGGGGCCAAGGGACCGAAUGGGGAGCCGGUUUUUACGACGGAGAAGGGCUGUCUGUUUGAGAACUUGCCCAAGAUGGGCAAGAGCCCGUUGUUGGAUGAGAAGGAGAUGGAUUACUAUGUGAAGGAGGUGGCGGGUAAUGAUGGGGGAAGCAUGAGGGGAGGUGUGAACUGGUAUAGGACCAGCCAGGUGAACUUUGAGGAGGAGAGAGAGUUGUUGAAGCAGUUGGAGAAGAGGGGGAAGGGGGAGAAGAUCGUGGAGCCGCCGGCGCUGUUUGUUCAGGCCACGAAGGAUGCGGCGCUGCCGCCGGCGAUGGCCGAAGGCAUGGAGAGAUUCUUUGAGAAGAAGUUGAUGAGGAGAGAGGUGGAGGCUAGCCAUUGGGCGUUGUGGGAGCAGCCGGUCAAGGUGAACCAGGCUAUUGCGGAGUUUUUGGGUGGUGUGUUGGCGGAGGGGGAUGCGAAGCUUUAGUGAGCGGAGAUGUCUUGGUGAUCUCACGUUGGGUAACUAGGCUGCUGGAUGGAGAAGGGCUCUAGAGUACGCUAUCAAAGGAAGUAUUCUGCUUAGUAGAGCAUCUAACAAAACCGCGGCUGCAAGUAUAUCACAAUAAAUGCGUACUUUUUUUCUCAUAAACCUUCCUUCCUACCGCCCUCCUUGGCUCAGGGAUGCUCCUUUACUUUCACAUAUACGGCC